CAGCGGAUGACUUCAUGAACACCUACUGUGGGGAGGAACACAGCUCCCUGCCCGGCUUUAAAUGUUUGUGUUUCCCUACAUAUGCCGAUGACAUCAUUGCCACCUGAGGGCCCGAACUCUGGUCUUGGCAGGAUGGCCUGGGACUCCCUGUGCAGUGGGGACUUGCUACGCCCCAGGAUAAGGAGUACCUCAAGCCGGACCCCUGGCAGCUGGAGCCGUGAUGGAACACUGUCCCUGGAGGAGCUGAGGUGCCUGCUCUGGAAACACACCCCUGCCGUGGGCCAUGUGGAUGAAGUCUGGCCAAAUCUUUACCUGGGAGACCUGCACAUCGCUCGUGACAAAGAGCAGCUGAGCCAAAUGGGCAUCUCCCAUGUUGUGAAUGCCGUUGCUGGGCGAUCUCACAUUGACACUGGACCCAAGUUCUAUGAAGACCUGCCUGUGGAUUACUACGGAGUAGAAGCAGAGGACAGCCCAAACUUUGAUCUCAGCAUUUACUUCUACCCAGUUGCUCAACACAUAAAAGCAGCGCUGAAUUCCCCAAGAGGCAAAGUACUAGUUCACUGCGGAAUGGGAAUCAGUCGAUCUGCAACUCUUGUCCUCGCUUUCUUAAUGAUCUGUGAAGAUAUGUCCCUUGCUGACGCAAUUCAGACUGUGCGCUCACACAGGGGGAUCUGCCCCAACUCUGGCUUCCUCAAGCAGCUUUGGGAGUUGGACCUCCAGUUAAGGAGGCAAGGCAGAGGAGCAGAGCCCUGCUAGUGCCAAGGGGACAUGGCUGCUUGCACCAUACUGAGAGAUGCUGCCCUCACUGAAGACAAUGUAAGGAUGUUGUCAGGACUACUCCACAGCUGCUGCACUAAGA
Molecule: messenger RNA, 859 nt
Organism: Melopsittacus undulatus (budgerigar)
Lineage: Eukaryota; Metazoa; Chordata; Aves; Psittaciformes; Psittaculidae
Product: dual specificity protein phosphatase 13-like
Exons: 4
Coding region: 82-756 (224 amino acids)
Biological process (GO): protein dephosphorylation; negative regulation of MAPK cascade
Cellular component (GO): cytoplasm
Molecular function (GO): MAP kinase phosphatase activity; protein tyrosine/serine/threonine phosphatase activity
Source: RefSeq, a predicted model, not a curated record